AUGCUUGCCCCCGAGCCGUGGAAGGAGUUAGAAAACCUCUUUGGCCCACACACCUUCGACUUGAUGGCGCUUGACACCAAUGCUCAAAUUGGGUGUUCUGGUUCACCGCUUCCUCACUUUACGCCUUUUCCAACACCGGGUUCUCGCGGGGUUAAUGUUUUUGCUCAAGAUCUGACCAGCCAAGAAAACGCAUAUGUUUUUCCGCCAUUCAUCUUAGGUUGGUCCUCUUCUCCAUUUUCUCGACAAGGCCUUGUUCUCGUUCACCAUUGUGGUUCCAAAACUGUCUCCUCGACCAUAUUGGUGGCCUCUUAUUCAAGCAAGGGCAUCUCAUUUUGUCGUCCUGGGCCAUAAAGCUGAUCACGAUAUCGUGUUAUUUCCAUCUCUGCACCACGUUUUUUCCACACGUCCUUUACCUUGGGAUUUGCAUGCUUUCAGGAUUACCAACUCGCUUCCGUCUGUCCUUUCUUUAGAUUCAGCGACCUAGAAUCUGGAAGCCGGCAGCUCCUUGCCUUGAUUGUGGCUACCUUAAUGAUGCCGUUUUCAACUUUUGCCAGAAGUGCGGUUUCCGCCAGUUUUGUUUGAUCGACUUUCAAGCAAUCGAUGAUCGUUUGGCACAUCUGGCUGAAGCAAAGUCCAACAAGAGUUAUGAACGUCAGAAGUCUUCUCUUCACAAGGAACUUGUAAAUUUUCUUUCUUCUCUCCCAGUUCCAAAGGCUCUUCCUUCCGCUUCUCCAUCCGUCAUCAAGAAGUUUCUGGCGUGGAAGGAUAACUCAGGGAAGACCGUUGUUCACCUUUUUGAUUGUCCAGGCCUGGGCCAACGCCAACGCGUCUCCUGUUCAUGUCCAACCAGGUUGGCUGCUGGAACUGUGGACAGCCUAAUUGGGAAACUCAGGUCCAUUUUUGUUGAGGAGAGUUUGGGAGGGGAAUGGGACGACCGAUUACGUAUUGGAAAUCCCGUCUCUCAUCCCUCUAUUAAAGCUUAUUUGAAGUGUGUACGAGAAGAGCAACCCCAGGCUCGAGUACAGCCUCGUAAGGCCGUUCCCCUUUUUAUAAAUAAAUUUUUGGCUGUAGCGCGUUCCAUCAUGUCUUAA
Molecule: messenger RNA, 1091 nt
Organism: Porites lobata
Lineage: Eukaryota; Metazoa; Cnidaria; Anthozoa; Scleractinia; Poritidae
Source: the annotation of a GenBank genome assembly